CCUGUGUGUCUGCCCUCCCCCUGCCCCAGUCUGUCCUCCCCCGGUGUCUGCGGGUCUCUCGGAGCACAUGGUUUAGGGGUCCGCUGUAUCUGCAGAGAUGGUGGUCUUGCACUUCUACUGCUCCUUGGAGCCCUCGGCCAGCGUCGCCCGUCUCUCCAGCGUGGAGUACAUCCGCGGCGUGCACACUGAGCUGUGUUAUAAUGUCAACUGGACGGCCGACUCUCCCCCCUCCAGCCAGGAGACUGACGCCCUGCGCUGGCUCUUCAGCUGUCCGUUUGACCCUCAGAGCGUCUCGGAAACGUCUCGCCUCCAUCCCGAGCCUUCAGACCUGCUCGUUGAAAUCGGGCCGAGGAUGAACUUCUCCACUGCAGCUUCCACCAACGCAGUCUCCAUUUGUCAGUCGGUGGGUUUCACAGACGUGGACAGGAUUGAGUGCUCCAGGAGGUACCUGAUAAAGUUCCAGAGCCGGCCGGAGGAGAGCGAGGAGAAGAAGCUGACGGCGUCUCUUUAUGACCGCAUGACGGAGUGCGUUUACCCGGAGCCCGUGACCAGCUUCCAGGUGUCUGCCCGGCCAGAAAACGUGUACGAGGUGGAUGUCAUCGGGCAAGGCAGGGCGGCGCUGGAGAAAGCCAACUCUGAGCUCGGUCUGGCGUUUGACUCGUGGGACCUGGAUUAUUACAGCGGCCUGUUCCAGCGCGUGGGCCGUAACCCAAGCAGCGUGGAGUGCUUCGACCUGGCGCAGUCUAACAGCGAGCACAGCCGGCACUGGUUCUUUAAGGGCAGACUGGUGGUGGACGGGCAGGAGAAGGAACAGUCUCUGUUCGACAUGAUCAUGAAGACUCAGGACACCAGUAACCAGAACAACGUCAUCAAGUUCUGCGACAACAGCAGCGCCAUCCAAGGACAUGAAGUUACGAGUCUGAUCCCCACCGACCCCUCUCGUGCCGGACGCUACGAGCUGCAGCGAUCCAUGCGCCAUCUGAUCUUCACCGCGGAAACGCAUAACUUCCCCACCGGUGUGGCCCCUUUCAGUGGCGCCACCACGGGGACAGGCGGGCGCAUCCGCGACGUUCAGAGCACGGGGCAAGGAGCUCACGUCAUCGCAGGAACUGCCGGCUACUGCUUCGGGAACCUUCACAUCCCAGGAUACCCCCUGCCCUGGGAGGACUCUUCUUUCCAGUACCCCGUGCAGUUUGCGCGGCCCCUGGAAGUGGCCAUCGAAGCCAGUAAUGGCGCCUCGGACUAUGGAAAUAAGUUUGGCGAGCCGGUCCUGGCAGGGUUUGCCCGUUCCUUCGGGCUGCGUAUGCCCUCCGGAGAAAGGAGAGAGUGGGUGAAGCCUAUCAUGUUCAGCGGAGGAAUUGGCUCGAUGGAGGACAUUCACCGCAGCAAGGACCCCCCAGAACCUGGGAUGCACGUGGUAAAAGUCGGCGGCCCGGUCUAUAGGAUUGGUGUUGGAGGAGGGGCAGCGUCGUCCAUCCAGGUUCAGGGUGAUAACGCCAGUGACCUAGACUUUGGGGCUGUGCAGAGAGGGGAUGCCGAGAUGGAGCAGAAGAUGAACCGUGCCGUGCGGGCUUGUGUGGAGAAGGGGUCCGGAAACCCAAUCUGCAGCAUCCACGAUCAAGGGGCCGGAGGGAAUGGCAAUGUUCUCAAAGAGCUGAGCGAACCCCAAGGAGCCGUCAUCUACACGGGAAGCUUUCAGCUGGGAGACCCCACGCUGAGUGUGCUGGAGAUCUGGGGAGCAGAAUAUCAGGAGUCCAAUGCUUUGCUGUUGCGUCCAGCCGAUGCUGAAUUUUUGCGGUCUGUAUGCCGACGGGAAAGGUGCCCGGUGGAUUUUGUGGGCAAGAUCACAGGAGAUGGCAGGAUCAUGUUGGUGAACGGCAGUGAGACGGACCCCCUCCCAGAUGCCAGAGAUCGAAAUGCUGUUCCUGUCGAUCUUCAUUUGGAUUGGGUUUUGGGAAAGAUGCCACGCAAGGAGUUUAUCCUGAAUCGUGCCUCCCUCGACCUGCAAAGCUUGACUCUGCCCGGAGAUCUGACUGUCCGACAAGCAUUGGAGAGAGUUUUGAGGUUACCGUCUGUGGGAAGCAAGAGGUACCUGACUAACAAGGUGGAUCGCUCUGUCACAGGCCUUGUGGCCCAGCAGCAGUGCGUGGGCCCCCUUCACACCCCUUUGGCUGAUGUGGCCGUGGUGUCCCUUUCCUAUUCCGACGUAGUGGGAGGAGCCACUGCAAUAGGGGAGCAGCCAAUAAAAGGCCUGUUGAACCCGGCGGCAGGAGCCCGGCUGGCGGUGGGGGAGGCUCUGACCAAUCUCGUCUUUGCUGAAGUCACUGACCUGAAGGAUGUCAAGUGCAGCGGAAACUGGAUGUGGGCAGCCAAGCUUCCUGGAGAGGGGGCUUCUCUGUACGAUGCAUGCGCCGCUAUGUGUGAUGUUAUGACGGAGUUGGGGGUGGCAGUAGACGGCGGGAAGGAUUCUCUCAGUAUGGCAGCCAGGGUCGGGUCGGACACGGUGAAGGCACCAGGCUCUCUUGUAAUUUCCGUCUACGCUCCAUGUCCUGACAUAACUGCAACAGUAACCCCGGACCUAAAAAUUCCAGGACAGAAAGGUGUCCUGCUCUAUGUCCCCAUCUGCCCUGGCCAGCAUCGGCUGGGCGGUAGUUCCUUGGCACAGUGUUAUUCGCAGUUGGGUGAUCAGCCCCCUGACCUGGAUUGUCCGCAGACGUUAGUGUCCUGCUUCCAGGUUACACAGAGGCUUCUACGAGACCGAUCCUUGAGUGCUGGGCAUGACGUCAGUGACGGUGGCCUGAUUACGUGUCUCCUGGAGAUGGCUUUUGCAGGGAACUGUGGUCUGGAUGUUGAGCUUUCAUCCCCUGGGAAAGGAGCUCUGGAGCUCCUGUUUGCAGAAGAGCUGGGUCUAGUUCUAGAGGUGUCGGAACUGGUUCUGGAGGUGGUUAUGGAGCAGUACCGAGCAGCCGGGGUUCAAUGUGUGAAGAUUGGAUGUACCGAGGGUCGGGGACCUAAUGCCAGGGUCCGAGUCUCUGUGAAUGGUGAAGAGGUUCUGUCCGAGGACGUGGGGACCCUGAGGGCUGUUUGGGAGGAGACCAGCUUUCAGCUAGAGCGUUUGCAGGCCAAUCCAAGCUGUGUGUCCCAGGAGGAAUCUGGAUUGCGUCAGAGGGAAGGACCUACGUUCCACCUGACUUUCGACCCGUCUGAAAACCCUGUUCUGCCCCCGUUAACUGAGGAAUCUCUCCCACGUGUGGCUGUCGUGCGCGAGGAAGGAAGUAAUGGAGAUAGAGAGAUGGCGGCUGCUCUGCUGAUGGCCGGGUUUGAGGUGUGGGACGUCACUAUGGAAGAUCUCAUUUCUGGAAGCACCACUCUGGACUCCUUCCGGGGGAUCGUGUUUGUUGGGGGAUUCAGCUACGCCGACGUCUUGGGCUCUGCAAAGGGCUGGGCGGCCUCUGUGAGGUACAACGCUGCCGUGCGCGACCAGUUUGAGGCUUUCCGCAGCCGCAAAGACACCUUCAGUCUGGGCGUCUGUAACGGGUGCCAGCUGAUGGCGCUGCUGGGAUGGGUCGGCCCUGAUAACCCCACAGAACAAGAGGAGCGUCCAACACAGGGCACUCUGCUCACUCACAAUCAAUCCGGCCGCUUCGAGUCUCGCUUUGUCACGGUACGGAUAGAAGCCAGCCCAUCCGUUCUGCUGCGUGGAAUGGAAGGAUCCUCACUUGGAGUUUGGGUGGCUCAUGGAGAAGGUCUCGUGAGGUUCCGGUCUCAGAAGGUCCAAAAUUAUGUGACGUCGCGUAACUUGGCCCCUAUCCGUUACGUGGAUGACCAGCGGAAUCCUACAGAGACAUAUCCCAUGAACCCCAAUGGCUCUCCUCUUGGCAUAGCUGGUCUCUGCUCUGAAGAUGGUCGUCACUUGGCCCUGAUGCCCCAUCCAGAACGGUGUGUCCUCAAGUGGCAAUGGCCAUGGAUGCCGGAGGACUGGCGCCAGUCUCUGAGUAUAUCCCCCUGGAAGCGUCUGUUUCAAAAUGGCUACCGUUGGUGUCUGGAAAACCAGCCUUAAAAUGUGUAACCUCAAUCCAAUUAUACAUGCCAUAGGUGGUCCCAGGGCUAUCCCACCUUCUUCCAACACUUAUUUACUGAAUUAAACUAAAGUAGCGUCCCGUCUGCUGGGACCCACGUAAGUCUUUCCAGUAGUAUUGGCCUGAAGCUCCCCCAUACUCUUCUAUCUGCCCCCGAUAAAUAUGUUCCACGGGCGUAUUCUGUAGAUGAAGGAUGCUUUAUAAUGGUUAAGGACAGGAGCCUCUUCGUGUGGGCUUCACGCGUAGGACGCGGUUCUAGCCCUGGGAACACGCUGCUUGGAUGGGGUAUCAGAUCUUUGAGGGAUCGUGGAGCCCAGAAAUGUUCCUUUUGUUAAAAUGACAACCAAAGACAAUCUCAUUCCAUUAGUGGUGAUUUAUCGGUCUCAUUCCAAUAAAGAGUUUAUUACCACCUUC
Molecule: messenger RNA, 4493 nt
Organism: Spea bombifrons (plains spadefoot toad)
Lineage: Eukaryota; Metazoa; Chordata; Amphibia; Anura; Pelobatidae
Gene: PFAS
Product: phosphoribosylformylglycinamidine synthase
Exons: 29
Coding region: 98-4060 (1320 amino acids)
Biological process (GO): 'de novo' IMP biosynthetic process
Molecular function (GO): phosphoribosylformylglycinamidine synthase activity
Source: RefSeq, a predicted model, not a curated record